Messenger RNA from Vicia villosa (hairy vetch), 2571 nucleotides. Its product is annotated as inactive TPR repeat-containing thioredoxin TTL3. Gene Ontology annotation, molecular function: protein binding. Gene Ontology annotation, cellular component: cytoplasm. The coding region runs from base 333 to 2123 and encodes 596 amino acids. The transcript has 5 exons. The record is from RefSeq and is a predicted model, not a curated record. NCBI's taxonomy places the organism in Eukaryota, Viridiplantae, Streptophyta, Magnoliopsida, Fabales, Fabaceae.
ACUUAUGAAGCUGAAAUCCCUUCUCUUUGUUAUUGUUUUCUAAAUGAAAUGUCAUUUUCUAAAAUUAUCAAUAUCCUUAUUAAGCCAACGACCGAAUUUGUUGCUUUUCCUGUCACCAAUACUAUCAAACAAAAACAAAAAUUACAGAAUUCAAGGAAGAACAAAAAUCAAAACCAGAGACUCUUACAAUUUCAACCUUUGCAUUUCAUCAAACACCUAACCUGCAUCCUCUAUUGCAAUUUCUCUCAUGAUCGUCCCUUCAAACUUCACCUCUGCAACAUUUUGGAUUCCAAGGUUUCCAAGUGUUUAAACCCUUGAAGGAUAGAAAAAAAAUGGGAGACAAUUCGCCUGAGAGAAAAGCAGGUUGUGGAUCGUUAUUAACCAGCGUAUUUCGACACAGUUUAUGGCAGAGAAAAUCAUCCUCUGCGAGUUCUCUUCCCUUACCAGCCAAUGCCGCUACGAAUGAUACAAAACGACGUAAAAGUGGUUCUAAAGAAGUUGUUUACGUCGAUGCACCUUCACGCAAUACUUCCACUGCACGUUCUGUUUCGAAGUCUCCUUGUUCCCCAUAUAAUAAUAAUAAUAACAACAAUAAUAAUAAUAAUGCGCAGAGAAGAAACCAAAACCAAAACGAAACGAUAAUGCCGCGUGUUGCUCCGGUUCCUGUUCCUGCUCCGUCGAAGGCUUCACUUUCACCUACUCAGGGGUAUGUUAAUCAAGGAAGGAGGGUACAGAAGGAAGCUAUUGGAAUUUCUGGCGAGUUAGAAAGUAUGAUCAAUGAUCAUCAAAAAUCGAAGGGAAGUGGUAAUCUGGUUCGGGCUUCUUCGAGCAAUGUGAUGUUGUUUGGGAAUUUAGGUAAUAUUAGGCAAGGAGAUAAAGAUGAUAGUUAUUCAAUUGCAAUGGAUAAUUAUAACCAGUAUUUUGAGAAUUCGAAUUCGAAUUCGAAUGGAGGUGGAGUCAAGAAGAAUGUGGUGAGUGUUAGUAAUGAGACGAAGUCAGCGAUGAAUCCGGGUGGUGGUUCGCUUUGUAGGGCUAUAUCAACUAGAAUGGAUCCAGAACAGUUGAAGAUAAUGGGGAAUGAGGAUUAUAAGAAUGGAAGAUUCGCGGAGGCGUUAGCGUUGUAUGAUGCGGCUAUUUCAAUUGAUCCUAAGAAGGCUUCUUAUAGAAGUAAUAGAAGUGCGGCUUUAACAGGUCUUGGUAGGCUUCUUGAAGCUGUGUUUGAAUGUAGGGAAGCUAUUCAGAUUGAUCCUCAUUAUCAUCGAGCUCAUCAUCGUCUAGGAAAUUUGCAUUUAAGAUUAGGCGAAACGGAUAAGGCUCUUUAUCAUUAUAAACAAUCAGGACCAGAGGCUGAUCCUGAUGAGGUUGCUAAAGUGAAGACUCUUCAAGCUCAUCUGAAUAAAUGCACCGAGGCUCGCAGGUUAGGAGAUUGGAACACACUCAUUACCGAGGCUUCCAACACUAUAUCAUCUGGUGCAGAUUCUGCUCCACAGAUAUUUGCAUUGCAAGCCGAAGCCUUGAUUAAACUCCGUAGGCAUCAAGAUGCUGACAAUGUAAUGUCGAGGGGUCCUAAUUUUGAUGUUGACGAUUGUACAAAGUUCUUCGGACCAAUUGGUAAUGCAAAUUUGUUAGUCACGCGCGCUCAAGUUGAUAUGGCUGCUGGCAGAUUCGAUGAUGCUUUAGAGGCUGCACAGAAAGCAGCAAGGCUAGAUUCAAACAACAAGGCAGCAAUGAAGGUAUUGAGAAAAGCUCGAGCCGUGACAGCUGCAAGAGGCAGAGGAAACGAGCUUUUCAAGGCGUCGAAAUUCUCUGAGGCUUGUGUUGCAUAUGGAGAAGGGCUUGAGAAUGAUCCAUGUAAUUCUGUUUUACUGUGCAAUCGGGCAGCUUGUAGAUCAAAACUCGGCCAAUUAGAGAAAGCGGUGGAAGAUUGCUGUGCGGCACUUAGCUUGCGCCCAUCUUACACCAAAGCAAGGAUGAGAAGAGCUGAUUGUAAUGCUAAGUUGGAAAGAUGGGAAGCUUCAAUAGCAGACUAUGAGAUCUUGUUAAGAGAGACACCAGAAGACGAGGAAGUAAAUCGAGCAUUGUUGGAGGCUCGUGUACAACUCAAGAAACAACGAGGUGGAUGAACGACAUGGCAAUAUAUAGAUAGAAAGGAUCAAAGAUCCGCGAAGAUACCAACGGAAUAAACAUUUGUAAGUAUGACAAUCUUCGUUUCGAGGGGAGAAAAGAGCAUUUUUUGUGCACCGGCGAUUGAAGAUAACACUCAUGAAAAUGUGAUCAAUCCUUUGGAAAAGAAAAAGGAAGGUAUGGUGUUGGGAGCCGAAAAAUGAAAUUCACUUCAGAACAUUUUAGAUGGAAAAAAUCUGUUUUGAGGCUAAAGGAAUUGAAGUCACAUGUUAGUUAAUGUAUAGUAGAAGUAGCAUUGGCAGUUGGUAUGCUGUGUCUCGUUUAUUCUUUUUGUUUUUCUGUUUCUUUUGAAAGAAACUGUAUAAUGUACUUACUUGUUUAUGAAGGAUUUCAACUGUGUAUAUUAGAUUUGUUCAUAUUAUCACUUGACAGGUUAGCAAGUUCUCA